AUGAUCUUAUUUGUUUCAGCAUGUGAUUAUCCAACAGGUGUGGUAAGCAUUGUCCAAGAACAAAUUGAUCAAGCGACAGAAUACAAGGGCCAGUUGACUAAGAAAGAGAAAAGCAUUAAUGAUCCUGCUAUGAAGAAAGUCUAUCAGGCAGAGAUCAGAAUGAUUGAUGAGCAAAAUGAACGACUAAUGAUGCAGCUACUACACUAUUGUGCAGGUUUGCAGCAUUGCCUUGAUCAACAAGAAGAAGAACGUCAAAAGGUUGAACAAGCUCAACCCACUCUUCCUGUUUCUGCUGGUCUUCAGUCAAAUUCCUCCAGUCCAUUACCAGUCCUUUCCAUUUCGGUUGUGCCUCCUGAUGUAACAGAAGGAAUGAUGGAAGCUAAUGAAGGUAGCAUCAAUGAUGGCACAAACAUUGAUAAUGGUAGCGAUGGUGAUGGCUAUGGAAACGGUAACGGUGUUUUUGACAGCAGUAGACCAAGCAUGAAAGCCACUAAUGCAAUGAGAUCUAGUGGUGCAGUCACUGGAGGUGGUGCCUCAGAGGAGCUAGAACACAGUAUUUCCAAAUACCCACAAAUGUCCGUUGUGAUAUCACCACCAAUGCUACCACCAUCACCACCGUCACCAACAACACCAACACCAUUGCACCACCAAGAAGAAGAAGAAGAAGAAGAAGAAGAAGAAGAGGAACAGGAACAAAAUGAAGUGCCAGUUCAACAACAACAACAAUCUCCAUCACCUCUCACCACCACAGUCACUCCUCACCAAGAUCAUCUCCUUCCAGAAGCAGCUGCUCUACUACAGCCCGCGCAACAACCGUCGUCGUUGUUGUCAUCAUCAUCAUCAUCAUCAACGUCUCCCGCAACUGCAGCCUGGUCAUCAUUGUCAUCAUCGUCAUCGUCAUCGUUACCGUCAUCGUCGUCGUCGUCGUCAACAACAGCCACACCUGCAGCAGCAACAGCAAUAGCAGCUACUGCAGCAGUAACAACAACAACAACAACAACUUCAACCACAACAGCAACAACUAUUAUACCGACAACGUCACCUGAAUCGCAACCACCAACAACACCAGGAGUAGCAGCUACAACUACAACAACAACAACAACAGCAGCAGCAGAAGCAACAACAAUUAAUCAGCCACAAAUUGCUGACAAACAACUAAAUUUACUUAGCAAGUCUGUAGAAUGUUCCGAUUCUUGACAACUGAACAUAUCCUGAUCUCCAAUUACCAUUGGUUACUGAUUAUAUCAUGUGACUAUUUACUGUCACUGACAAUGUCCAAGGCCUAUUGGUCAUUAAGCUAAAUUUAAAAUAUAUAUAUAUAUAUAUAUAUAUAAUAUAUAUAUAUAUAUAUAUACACACCCAUUAUAACUAAAUCAUUAACUGUUAACCCGAACAAGUAUGUGCUGCUGUAUAAGGCUAGUUUGCACAGUUGUGUACAUACAUAAAGCAUGCAUGAACACACAUACAUGUAUGCAUGUCUGAAUAAAUAUGUGUGUUUGCUUUUGUGUUUGUAAGGCUGACUCAAUGAACAAAUGCAUUGUUGAUGUGUUGGAAUUUAGAUGCUUGGUAUAUAUGCGUGUGUGUGUAUGUAUAAAUAUUUGUGUGUUAGUAUGUCUGAGCGAGUGUGAAUAUGUAUAUAUGCACACACACAUACAUGCUCAUGUAAGCAUGUAUAUGAAUGCACCUCU
Molecule: messenger RNA, 1688 nt
Organism: Octopus sinensis (East Asian common octopus)
Lineage: Eukaryota; Metazoa; Mollusca; Cephalopoda; Octopoda; Octopodidae
Exons: 2
Coding region: 1-1197 (398 amino acids)
Source: RefSeq, a predicted model, not a curated record